This is a messenger RNA of Calidris pugnax (ruff), 2699 nucleotides long. It is a transcript of the gene GPLD1, whose product is annotated as glycosylphosphatidylinositol specific phospholipase D1. The record is from RefSeq and is a predicted model, not a curated record. Bases 16 to 2517 code for a protein of 833 amino acids. Lineage: Eukaryota; Metazoa; Chordata; Aves; Charadriiformes; Scolopacidae. Gene Ontology annotation, cellular component: extracellular region; extracellular matrix. The transcript has 25 exons. Gene Ontology annotation, molecular function: GPI anchor phospholipase D activity.
GUUCCAGCCAGCAUCAUGGCUGGUUUGAAGAUGUGGUGUGCUUUCGUGGUUAUACUAUGCCAUUUCUGCCAAAGAUGUAUCCCAAGUGGAAUUUCAACGCACGUUGAAAUCGCACAUAGAGCUCUGGAAUUUUUCAUUAAGCGUGAAGGGAAUGUUAAUUAUAGACAGUUAUUGCUAAACCACCAAGACGCAUUUCAGGCUGGGAGCAUUUAUCCUGAUGCCUUUUAUCCUUCAAUCUGCAAAAGUGGAAUAUUCCAUGAUGUGUCUGAGGACACUCACUGGUCACCAUUUCUCAGUGCAAGUAUUGACUACAUCAGAAAGAAUUAUCCUCAGCCUUGGGAGGAGGCUACAGAGAAGCUGGUGGCUUUCCUGUUUGGAAUUGCUUCACAUAUGGUGGCAGAUGUUAGCUGGCAUAGCCUGGGCAUCGACCAAGGAUUUCUGAAGGCCAUGGGAGAAAUCGAUUUUCAUGGUUCAUACUCAGAAGCUCACAAUGUUGGCGAUUUUGGAGGAGAUGUAGUGAGUCAGUUUGAGCUGGACUUCAGUUAUCUGGCCUCGAAUUGGUAUGUACCUGUCAAAGACCUAGCAGCUAUCUAUAAGGAAUUUUAUGGAAGAGAGGUCGUAACUGAAAGCACAAUUACUGACUGUACUUACCUGCUGUUUCUUGAACUGCACGGAGAGAGGCUUGCUGUUGCCAAGCUUUUUCCAACAUAUGCCAGUAAAUCUCCAUUUCUGGUGGAGAAGUUCCAUGAGUAUUUCCUUGGAGGAGUGGAUGACAUGGCCUUCUGGACAAACAACAUUUUUGAGCUGACGAGCCACAUGCUGGAGAACGGAACCAGUGGCUGCUUCCUGCCUGAGAACCCGCUGUUUAUAAACUGCACAGGGGAGCACAAGGACAAUUCUGUCAGAAACAAACAAUCGAAGCAUGAACGUCCCAAGAAUACAACUUCUUUGCUUACAAAAACACUUGGAAAGAAUAUAAAUUAUACAGACAGAGGAGUUCACUUCAAAAUAGAAUCUUGGGCAACGAAUUCCCUCCGCUUGAUAAACCGUGCUUUUGCAAGCAGUGUCUGGAGAGCAUUAGCACACCAGAAAUCUUCUCAGCACAUCUCCCAGCCAAAGGCUUCAUAUUUUCUGACUUCACCCUAUGCUAGACUUGGAUGGGCAAUGAUCUCAGCUGACCUAAACCAGGAUGGGUAUGAAGAUCUGGUGGUUGGAGCCCCAGGGUACAGCACGUUGGGCCGUGUUCAGAUAGGACGGGUCUACGUGGUCUAUGGCAACCAGGCAGGUUUGCCACCAGAGGACAUGGAUCUAGAUGGGAAAGCUGACCAAGUACUGCAGGGCCAUCAGCCUUCAGGAAGAUUUGGUUCUGCAUUGGCAGUCCUGGACUUCAAUGAGGAUGGAGUGCCAGAUCUGGCAAUUGGAGCACCUUCUGUGGGAUCGCAGUUUCUUACUUACAAAGGUGCUGUGUAUGUCUAUUUUGGCACUGAGGGAAGAGGCUUGGCAUCUGAACCGAACGUUACCAUCACUUGUGAGUAUUCCUACUGUAACCUUGGUUGGUCCCUCCUGGCAGCUGAUGUUGACAGGGAUGGAAACGCUGAUCUGGUUGUGGGCUCUCCCUACGCACCCGGUGGUGGGCAGCAGAGAGGAUUUGUGGUUGCAUUUUACUCUUAUUUCAACAGGAGUGACCAAGGAGUUUUGUCAGUACAGGACGCCAACUGGAUGGUGAAGGGGGAAGAAAACUACGCUUGGUUUGGAUUUUCACUUGCCAGCUGCCAGCUGGAGAACGUGACUUUACUGCUGAUUGGUAGCCCCACGUGGAAGAGUUGUGCUGGCUGCAGUCCCUCCUCAUCGGACGCCAGACAGAGCGUGGGGAAGGUGUAUGGGUACAACCCACCAAGCACAAAGCCCUGGUUUGCCAUAACUGGAGGCAAGGCGAUGGGCAGAAUGGGCUUGUCUCUGGCCAGCGGGGUGAUGUCGGUGGCUGGGACCACAAGGACGGUUCUGGUGGUGGGUGCACCUACUGCAGAUGGGCUGGCUAGGAUUUCAUUUAUGUCCUCGGUGCUGCGCCAAGCGGGGCUGGCUCUGGUGUAUGAUCUGAGAAACAGCACCCAGCCUGCUCUGCUCAGCACGUUCAGUGGGGACAGGAGGUUCUCUCGCUUCGGAGGAGACAUACACUUAAGCGACCUGGAUAAUGAUGGACUAGAUGAGAUGAUGGUGACGUCCCCGCUGCGCUCUAACGACAUCACGGUGCUGUUCGGGGGGGCAGCCGGCCGUGUUUACAUUUACAACGGAAAGCAGGCAUCCUCGCGGAAUGUGACAGCCCACUGCAAAUCCUGGGUAUCUCCCUGUCCCGAGGACUGGGCACAGUAUGUGCUGAUUUCUCCUGAGGAACUAUCAAGAUUUGGGAGUUCUGUGAUCACCGUGAAAUCUGAAGGAAAGAAAGAAGUUGUAGUGGCGGCGGAGAGAAGUUCGUCGAAAGCUCGACUUGGUGGAAGGCUGUUUGUCUACUCGCUCUAGAAGUUCACGGUAGCCUUUGAGACCAGGGCCCAGCUGGUCUUUUAGUGAAUGAUCUCUGUAGUAUCUGUGAUACUUUCCUCAACCCGUACAAACCAACAGCAAGCUUUUGACAGACAGAUGUCCCAGAGAGCUAGACAGGGUCCUAGAUAGAUAGAUAGAUAUAAGGGAGGGAUGGUCAGUUU